CCGCUCGGCACCGUUCGCCGGUAAACAGGAAGCGACAAAGAGCGCUGCUGUCUGAAAGGGUUCAACUGGUUUGGGUUAACACUUUGCUGUCAGUAGUGAGACGAUGUCGGGGCCGGUGUGAAGCAGGAUCCAAAGGCAGGACGAUGGCGGACGAGGCUCCUUUCCAGCUCUUACACUACGAACUGCUGCAGUACAUUUACAAGGCAGCGGACGGCGGAGACGCGGAACAAGGAAGGAAUGUCACCAAGCUGGAGAGCAUGGGCUUCCGAGUGGGCCAAGGGCUGUUGGAGAGACUAACAAAGGACACAGCUCGGUUUAAAGACGAACUGGACGUCAUGAAGUUUAUCUGUAAAGACUUUUGGACCUGCGUGUUCAAGAAGCAAAUUGACAACCUGCGGACCAAUCACCAGGGCAUAUACGUUCUCCAGGACAACGCCUUCCGGUUACUGGCCCAGCUGUCAGCAGGGAAGCAGUACCUGGAACUCUCCCCAAAGUACCUGGCUUUCACCUGUGGCCUGGUGAGAGGAGCGCUGUGCGGCCUGGGAGUGAAGAGCAUCGUGACUGCAGAGGUGUCCGUCAUGCCUGCGUGUAAAUUCCAGGUCAUGAUCCAGAAAAUGUAGAGCGUUGCAGAGACCCCGGUCACGCCUGCCUUCAGUAACAUCAUUAUGUUUGUGAGAAUUGAUAGUUAAUUGCCAUUGUCACGACGUACUGAUGUCACAGAAACGCUUUCCUCCCCCCUGGUGGAACCAAAGUAAACUACAAUGUUUGAGACUCUA
This is a messenger RNA of Betta splendens (Siamese fighting fish), 776 nucleotides long. It is a transcript of the gene trappc6b, whose product is annotated as trafficking protein particle complex subunit 6B. Gene Ontology annotation, biological process: regulation of GTPase activity; endoplasmic reticulum to Golgi vesicle-mediated transport. NCBI's taxonomy places the organism in Eukaryota, Metazoa, Chordata, Actinopteri, Anabantiformes, Osphronemidae. The record is from RefSeq and is a predicted model, not a curated record. The transcript is spliced from 6 exons. Gene Ontology annotation, cellular component: cis-Golgi network; TRAPP complex; trans-Golgi network. The coding region runs from base 144 to 620 and encodes 158 amino acids.